Cloeon dipterum is the source of this 2434-nucleotide messenger RNA. RefSeq lists its product as uncharacterized. Bases 194 to 2272 code for a protein of 692 amino acids. The transcript has 10 exons. The record is from RefSeq and is a predicted model, not a curated record. Lineage: Eukaryota; Metazoa; Arthropoda; Insecta; Ephemeroptera; Baetidae.
GCCGCCACCGCCACUGCCGCCAGCGCCAGUAAAUUGUUCACGCGAUUCCCGCGCUCUCAGUUCUUACGUCAUUCGCGUCUUUCAUCCUUCAUCCUUCGUCUUAACCACAGGACAGGAAGUGAAAGCGUGUGUCCGGUCCUGAUCUGGAUUUUAUUGGAAUCGCAUCAGUAAAAGCUUGAGGCGCCUCUUGGACAUGGAUGCCGCCGAUUUGAUGAAUGUGUAUGGCAUCCCCGCCAGCAACAGCCACCAGCCAAUGCAGAGGGAAGUUGGGCGACAGUUGAAAGAGAGUGGAGCUGCAGCUAUGGCUCACAACAUGAUGGGAAAUGUCGAGGCUCGUCCUCCUCAAAAUAUUUUCCAGUCUCCUGUCAAGGAAGAAGUGGUGCUGAAUCUGAAACUUGCUCUCCAGGAGAGAGAAAUGAAGCUGCAAAGCGCCGAGACCCAGAUUACUGCCUUGUCCAGCCGAGUGGCAAACCAGGAACGGAUGUUGGUCGUCUACGAGGACUUGCACAAGCUGGACAUGGAGUUGCAUAAAUCAAACGCUUCUCUCGUGCAGGCCAGGGAUGAGAAAAUCAAAGAUCUAAAGAACCAGCUCUCAGCACCACCAAGUGCUGGCAAUCAGAAAACCAAGGGAUCUGAGAAGUCGAUGCUACGAUCGCUCGUGACAUUGGCCGAAAAGCUCAAACAGCAUGGUCUCCUUACCAUUCACUACCAGAAAAAACUGACUGGUUGGAAGGCGGGAAUGGCUUAUGACGAGGAAAAUUCUGCCAACGACGAACAAGCUGCUGUGGUGGAAGCCACUUCAGAGGACUGCUCAAAUAGCGACACCCUUGUCAUUGAUUUCAACAGAGAUGAUGCUGAAGACCCAAUUGUGCCUGAGAAAAUUCCAGAAAUUGCACCUGAGAAAGAGUUAGAUGAUGACAGCAAGCUUCAGGUUGUGCUCCCUUCUGCCCCUGAUGUCAAAGAAGACUCGCCUGCGUCUCCUGAGCGUGAGGCCUGCGAAGAGCAGGGUUUGGCUGCAUCCUUGCCCAAGGAGGUCGCUUGCGCCCUGCCAGAAGCAACUAAAGAUGUGGACAUGCUGGAGGUGGAGGCUGAUGCCGGCACCAACGUCAAGGAGAAAAAGGAUGGCGGAGAGUUUAAAGAGGCCACGGAGGUAGCAAAGCAGUCCACUUCAGGCCAGGAAGGAGGACUGGCAAACCUGUACCCUGAAAAUGCAGACAGCAAGGACAGCGACUUGGAUGAUCGCAUGGAGACCCUCUUGGACGACUCAGAGGGGUCGGAAGAUUUGCGUGUUGUGGGCAAUGAUAGCCUGAUCUUCCAUAGUAGGUCUGGUUCAGAUGGAUUCAAUGAAUCUGGAAUGCAGAUUAUGGUUGACUUGGAACCUGAGAAGAGUCCUGACAGUGUUGAGGCAGGAGCAAGACACGAUUCUGAAACCAAGCACGAGGAACCAAAGUUGCCUGUCCCUGCAGAGCCGUUGGAAACAGCACAAGUUCAGCAAACUCCGAACUUGGCAGUUGAGGAACCAGUUCAAGCCAUGUCCCCAGCUGCUGAAAAUGAGGAAGAGCCAGUUGGUGAAACAGAACAAUCCUCAACUGUGAAAGAGCAAGAAGCUGUCUCUGCUGGGCCCAUAAAAGGACUGGCUAAGAAGAAGCGUAGGAAGAUGAAGAGAAGUGCCUUCAGCAAGAAGCGCAAGUCUCCAAGUGGAAAGCCCAGCACUCCAAAGGAGUCUAUGUCUGAAAAACCUGUCUCAUCCAAAGACAAGGAACCUGUUGCUGAAGAAAGUCAGGUCCAAUUGGCAGAGCAGUUGGUGCCUGAACCAGAGGUUGAAGAAGACAAAACCUCUGAAGACGAGCCAACGAAGAAUAGCAGGAAGCGUAGAAGUACUCGAGGAUCAAAGCAGGAGACUCUACCUGGUGUGCGUGGCACCCUGGUUGGCACAUGGAUGUACUCUCCAGGCAAGGAAGACCGGCCCCUCUCUCUGAUCAAAGCCAAUCUUCCAACCAAGAGUUGUCACCUGAAGAUCUACGGAACCCCUUGUGACGAUGAUGAUUCUGCAGUCAACAAUGACCCUCAGGCGCAGCUGAAAAGCGUCAAGUGGGCAGGAGUGGCCACUGAACCUGCUCCUCAGGAUGAUGUGCCCGACAUUCCUGAGAAGAAGAUGGUUGUGUCUACCGUCACAAAGCCAGCCAAUGGUAGGAAAAAGAUGUCCAGAAUGGCGAAGCUGAAAGGGCAGCUGGCGAAGACUUGCCCUUAUUUGCAUCCUAAGCUUCAAUAGCUUCGAGGUAGGAAUUUUCAGUUUUUUUGGUUUAUCUGAGAAGUUCCUAACAGGCCCUGUAUAAGAAUGUUUUGAUUUUUGCUACUAAUAUUUCUCACUAUCUGUAAAUGCUUUGAACAAAGCAAGUUUUGUGACUUAAUUAAAUAAAUCUAUUCAAUUUAA